CUCCAGGGUCGGCCUUACAUUGAUUGAAAGUAAGCAAGGGCUUAAGGGGCCCCACUUAACCCAAAUGUCGAUUAAUUAAGGGGAUUAUCUAUUCUGGAUUGAAUGACACGUACAGUCGCACACCACAAUUUUGAUUUUAACUAAGCAUUGGCUCUGCCAACGACUGUUCUUCUUCUCGUCUUUAAAGUCUGAUCGAUUCUUCAAUCUGGUUUGUUCAAAAAUCAAAAAAUCAAUUCUUGAAUCUUGAUUGUUCAAAAAUCGAUUCUUGUUUCAGAAAGGCUGUCAAGUGUGAAGAAACGAUAGAUUGGUGCAAGAGCAGAGUUUUUAUGUCCAACUAAGGUGUCAGGGCAACAUAAUACCUAAAUUGAUGUCACAAAGGAAAGAACCAGAUGGUAUUUGAAAGAGGGAUGGCUGUGGUACUAAUGGGUGUAAGCGGUGUGGGGAAAUCAACUAUAGGAGAAUUGCUUGCGAAAACUCUAAACUGUAGCUUCAUUGAUGCGGAUGAUUUUCAUCCACAAUCAAACAAAGAGAAGAUGAAGAACAGGAUCCCCUUAUCAGAUGAAGAUCGUGUCCCAUGGCUUGAAGUGCUUCGGGAUAUAUUAAAUGCAAGCUUGGUGAGUGGCAAGAUUGUAAUUCUUGGGUGUUCUGCCCUUCAGAAAAAGUACAGGGACAUUCUUAGAUCUGCUGACCCGAAUUUUAAGGGUGAUUAUUCGUGUGAAAAAUGUGUUGUGAAGUUUGUGUUGUUGGAUGUUGGGGUGGAGGUGCUUAUGAAUCGAGUGGCGAAAAGAGUGGCAGAAGGGAACCACUUUAUGCCUGCUGAAUUGCUUCAGUCGCAAAUUGAUUUACUUGAGGUUGAUGCUUCUGAAGGGAUACAUAAAGUUGACGCUUCAAGGAGUCCUCAAGAUAUUGUUGAUGAGAUUAAAGCGUUGAUAUUCUGAUUAACAAUAUUGAUGUUGGUAUUGGUUGUAUUGCUUUAAUUCUACAACACCAAUUAUUUACUCUAAUACAUGUAUAUUCCAUUUAAUCUUUUAUGUUUCACUAAUCAAAAAGUAACUUUGAAUAAUGGGGAAAAUAUAGCAUAAAUCCAAAAAUCUAUGUUUCUUUUGUCAUAAUAUGAGCGACAUUAGACCAGUGUAAUUCUAUUUUUCAUCAUACACCCAAAAAUCUACAAUACUUAUUUACAAAUGCAUGUUUUUUAUUUAUUUUAAACAAAAAUAUGUGAUUGGUUUUGUGUUUGUAAACGCAUGAUGAAUUCAGUAAAACCAUCCAAAUAAAAUCCAGUCCCACAAUUUUGUCUUUAUUUUAUCUAUUAACGGUGCAAGAUAUGCGCAAUUUUUUAAAAUACUGGGAACAUGAUCUAAUACUAUUACAAAAAAAAAAAAAAAAAAAAAAAA
Molecule: messenger RNA, 1394 nt
Organism: Lactuca saligna
Lineage: Eukaryota; Viridiplantae; Streptophyta; Magnoliopsida; Asterales; Asteraceae
Source: the annotation of a GenBank genome assembly